UCUAUUUGAUCUGUAUGCUGUUUACAAAUGUUGAACAAUAUUAUCCAAAUAUUCCUUUCCAUCGAACAUCCUGUGGAAGAACAUGGGUCUCAUUGGGUCUCAUCAAUUACGCAUGCGCAGUUUAACCUUUCUGCAUAAUCAAUCAACAAACAAUGCUCAAGGACUUGACAUAAUCGAGCCGGCUGCCAUCGGCAUUCAAUAAUUAAUAUCAAUUGGCGGCAAGCCUCUCUCACUUUCAAUCAGUAGAACAUAUGCCCUAGAGGUUCAGUACUCCUCUAUCCGCUCAAUUGGUUAGCGAUUUCUUUUACAGAGCGAUCAGCCACAAAACAACAAUUAUGAUUGGCCUUAAAAAGCAUAGAGCAUUUUUAGAACGACUUCGAUGGACCUUACGUGCCCAACACGUGUUCGGAGUGUCCUCACUAAUUGUCGACAAGCGGGGAAAUGUUAGGUCGGGCAGUGCGGCUCCAAAGUUUAUUUUGGCGAUGUUGGGACUGGCCAUAUCGUUGGCGGUAUGGUUCAUCUUAUACCACAACGAGUCACCGGUCAUAUGCCGAUCGAAAGGUAAUUUGCACCGGCUAUUAAUGAAGCUGACUGUAGCUAAUUUAAUUGCUUGUUCCAUUUGCUUACCUCAGCAAACCAGGUCAGGCUAUUUUAUUACUUUGUCAUCAUUGAAACGCUGGUGGCGAUUGCGUUCAAUGUGAUAUGCACCAUCAGAAUAGCCUGGCCUGCAUCGCAACACUCACUGGCGCAGUGUUGGGCACAGUUGAUAGCAAAGGUACAGGAGAUUCAAAUUAUGUUCCAGUGCAGUAUCGAGUCGAAGCGUCCGUUCCAAUUAUUUUGGCUGUGGAUAGCUGUGCUGUCUGCAGCGUACGGCUUUCUGCUCACGUUAAUGGUUCUCACCUCGAAAGUGCUUUUCGUAUCUCAAACGAAUCAUUUAAUUCUGUAUGGUUUGCGAAUUUACGCAUACCUGUCGGACACAACCGUGUGUGCCUCGUUUGGAUUGUUCGCCCUGCUGCUGAGAAUUCUGAUUGUUGAAAUGCGACAAUUGGUUCGAAAAACUACCAUCAAUGAACAGCAGCUCCGAUCCAUGAUACAGCUGUAUCGGCACAUUCUUCAAAUCAUUGAAAGUUUUUGCGCAGUGUACGGUUGGGUGUUGAUAUUGAUUUUUUUCGAACAUUUCCUGAUCCUAACGGAUCGAUCCUUUUUUGCAAUACGCAUGUAUCGCAUGCCGAUGGGAUUUUCCAUUCAGCAGGUACUGUCGAUGAUGAUGACUUGGGUGUUUCCGUUGGCGCUGAACGACAUGUUGCUAGUUGGCGCGUGUACAGCAACGGAAAAAGCACUGCAGCAGUUUGAGCGGCAACUUUGUGAGGUUGGAAAAAUGGCAAACACACAAAAUGUGGAGUGUGAGCAAAUGAUCACUAGUUUCAGCCUGUACGUGGCAGAGCAGAAGCCAAAGUUUCGCAUUCUGAAAUCAAUCAAUUUAAGCUUUAAUUUGAUCUAUGCGAGCUGCGGAGUAAUUGCCACGUAUUUAACAGUGUUUCUACAGUUCGACAAUGGAGACUCUUUCUGAGCAUUGGCCUGUGAUGGUUAAGGAGGAGAAAAAAACGACAACAUGGUUGUAACGGAUCUUUGUUUGAAUUUUGAAUUUUCGCCGUCAGCGAGCUGUCACGGCCAAAUCAGCUGUCAACAAACAAAACAAUAAACAACAUUGCACCGGAAAGCAAUAUCCACCAACAAAAACGCUGCUAGAAGUGCUUUUAUCUGUUUGCUUUGCAACAAAAUGUUGCACUUUUUAUGAAGGUGCUCGUGCAAGUCUUAAGAUAAAGCCCCAAAUUGGUCCCAUCAAGCAGAGCGACAACUUCUGCAGCUAUGG
Messenger RNA from Anopheles coluzzii, 1873 nucleotides. RefSeq lists its product as uncharacterized. Gene Ontology annotation, cellular component: membrane. The record is from RefSeq and is a predicted model, not a curated record. NCBI's taxonomy places the organism in Eukaryota, Metazoa, Arthropoda, Insecta, Diptera, Culicidae. Bases 794 to 1570 code for a protein of 258 amino acids. The transcript is spliced from 2 exons. Gene Ontology annotation, biological process: sensory perception of taste.